AUGCCUGAAACAGACUUCAUCAUCACUGAUGAACUAGCCUUACAAGGUAGCCCUGGGCAGCAGAAGACAGUGAGACAUCUCGGGUGUUUCCAGAUUGGAAUCUGCUUGCUUCUGGUGGAACUGUCCGAGAAGUUGACCUUCUUUGAAGUCGUCUGCAACAUGAUCCCCUUUUGUACAGUGAAGCUGGGCUACUACAACCACCAGGCAGCCAUUCUCAACGUGUGCUUUAUUGGGGCCUCAGUCUUCAUCCCUGUGUUUGUGGGAUGGCUUGCAGAUAGCUACUUCGGAAGGAACAAACUGGUGUACAUAUCCUUAGUGCUACAUUUUCUAGGCACUGUUUUGUUAUCCGCGCUUGCUUUUCCCUUGGAAGAUUCCUAUGGAGGCUCUUACCCUGUGGUUAACAACGUGCCCGUGGAGGAGCGGGCCGGCCUGUUUCACACAGCACUGCUGACCCUCUGCCUGGGGACGGGCGGAAUAAGAGCUGUCGUUUGUCCACUGGACGCUUAUGGCCUUCAGGAAGAGGAAUCAAAGAAGCCAACGUCUUUUUUUAACUGGGCCUCCUGGUCCACGAACCUGAAUGCAGCUGCAGUCUUUCUGGGAAUCUCAUGCAUCCAGCACUCAGGGGCUGGGGCCGUUGUGGUCCUGCUUCCUUCUCUGUCCCUGGUCACCGCCCUGGCAGCUCUUUACAUGAGGCACCUCGACCUGAUCUAUCAGCCGGAGAAACGUGUCUCGCUCCUGACAGUCGCUGGCACAUUGCUCAAAGCCCUGAGAAAACGCUGCCUGUGGUACUGCCACCUCGGGCGGGAUGGAGCAGGUCCGUCAGACCUUGCCAUGGGACAACGCUGUAGACGCCGCAGGGAACUCCAGGAGGAAGACACCACGGAACUUGUCCUCUCCACCCUUUUGCCUCUCUUCAGCUUCCAGCUCGUAUACAGAAUGUGCCUCGUGCAGAUCCCUUCGGGAUAUUAUCUUCAGACCAUGAAUUCCAACCGGAACUUGGGCGGAUCUCCUCUGCCAAUCGCACUAAUGAAUGCCCUCAGCAUCCUGCCGUUAUUAAUUCUGGUUCCCUUUAUGGAUUACUUCAGCCACCAUCUACUUCCGGCUAAGAGAGACGGGCCAUUCUUGUCAGCAUGCAUUAUUGUCGGGAACGGUUGUGCAGCCUUGUCUGUGGCAAUAGCCGGCUUCCUAGAAAUACACAGAAAACUCACCCCGGAGCAGUCUCCUUCAGGCAAAGCUUUCUCGGUUUCCUCCCUGUCCUGUGGCUCUCUGGUUCCUCAGUAUGUGUUGCUUGGAGUGUCUGAAGCCCUGGUAAACCCAGCGGUCUCUGCAGUGAUACACAGAUUCAUUCCAAGCACAUUCAGAGGACCGUCCAUGAAUUUUUUGUCACUGUCCCAUGGAUUUGCCUGUUUCUCGGGGGCACUGCUGGUGGAGUUGGUUUAUCUCGUCUCAAAAGGCAAUUGGUUUCCAAACGCAUUAAACAAAGGCAAUUUAGAAGGCUUCUUCUUCGUGCUGGCAUCCUUGACGCUGCUGAACGUCCUGGGAUUCUGGAGGGCUUCACGAAGAUAUUGUAAUCUAAAUCAUUUUAAUGCCCAGAGCAUCAGUGGAGGAAAUCGUGAAACUCUUCUCUGGGAGAAGUCUCUGAAGUUUUAUGGCAGUACACAGGAAACAUCGUCAAGUAUUGAUCUUUGGGAGACAGCCCUAUGAAACUGGACUUGACUCUGUCUUGUGAGCUCCACUAUUCGUUAUUUUCUUCUUCGGUUGAACACUUUAUGCAUUUUACUGGGAAAGUCAACAUAAAAAAACUGAGUAUGAAUGAGAUCUACAUACUUCAUUUACAGAAAACAGUUAUGACCCUCUAGGAAACUGCUCUGCUUUUGUAUUGAUAUAGUAUGCUUUUGAACUAACUGACUUCAACAUCGUGGUGAUCACUCUAUGACCAGAAAAUGAUCAUUUUCUAUGUUGUCUACAUGUCAAUCAUAUUGUAUAACCUUUACAAUGGUUCAGCAAUUGAAAGUGACAUGUAAUAUUUACUUGUAAUUUUAAUGUUGUUAGAAACUAAGAAACACUAUGUUUAUAUUGUUCUUUAUGUACGUUUGCUAAGUUUUUACUGUAUUCUAGGUACUAUGACCAUAGAUUAUGGUAUGGCAGAUAAUAAAUGUGUAUGUAAUCCUGCUA
Mesocricetus auratus (golden hamster) is the source of this 2175-nucleotide messenger RNA. It is a transcript of the gene Slc15a5, whose product is annotated as solute carrier family 15 member 5. NCBI's taxonomy places the organism in Eukaryota, Metazoa, Chordata, Mammalia, Rodentia, Cricetidae. The transcript is spliced from 9 exons. Gene Ontology annotation, biological process: transmembrane transport. The record is from RefSeq and is a predicted model, not a curated record. The coding region runs from base 1 to 1704 and encodes 567 amino acids. Gene Ontology annotation, cellular component: membrane. Gene Ontology annotation, molecular function: transmembrane transporter activity.